Molecule: messenger RNA, 1264 nt
Organism: Fimicolochytrium jonesii
Lineage: Eukaryota; Fungi; Chytridiomycota; Chytridiomycetes; Spizellomycetales; Powellomycetaceae
Product: tubby C-terminal-like domain-containing protein
Exons: 3
Coding region: 300-953 (217 amino acids)
Source: RefSeq, a predicted model, not a curated record
CGACACAUCAUUCCGAACAUAGCCACCGGCUCAAGUUGCCUACCCCCAUGCAAAUCCUUGAGCACGACCGCUAGCCCAGGGCAGGACUGACAGCUGGCCGGUGACUUCUGGGGUUGCACAGGGAGGCUCAACAACCCGUCGUAACCUGAUAUCUGGCAGCCUACUGUACAAGAGAGCAACCUACCACCCGGGGCUUGCCGCUAAACUCGAAGUCUCUUCUCCCUCGCAAUUGCCGUCACUUCGUUACUGUACAAAGUCACUCCGAAUAUUCGAAUACCACUCGACCGUAACUCAUCGUCAUGGGCGCCAGCCAAUCUUAUCAGAACAUUCCGCUGCAUGCCUCCAACCCUCCAAUCGCCGCGGUAGAUACCCGCUUCAUUCUCCCGAACCCAGUAACCCUCCUCCUGGUCGAAAAACCAUUUUCCUUCUCUGGAGAUGAUUUUUCUAUCAGGGAUGCAAAUAACGGGACACCUUACUUCAAAUGCUCGGGGCGGGCAAUGUCUUUGUCACAAAAGAAAACGUUUCUAGACGCCUACGGGAAGCCGGUGUUCAAUAUGAAAAGGGAACGGUUCGCCUUUCUCAAACCUAGCCACUUCCUCUUUCUUGGGGAGCAUUCGGAGACAAAGCUCUGCGAGAUUCGAUCGUCUUUUGUUGUUCUCAAAGCAAAGUUGACGGUAGUGUUCAAGAACUUGGUGGAUGGCACCAAUGUCGAGCUGGGGUUGAAAGGGAACUGGUUGGCAAGGGACUGCAUGAUCUGGGCGGAUUAUGGAUGCAAGGGAGAAGCGAACAGAAAACCUAUCGCUACCAUCAAAAUGCCUGUUCUGAGGACAAACAACCUGAUCUUUGGCAAGCAAGAAUACUGGCUUACAGCCGCACCAGGAGUGGAUAUCGCGCUGCUCGUCGCCAUCUGCAUCGCUUUAGAUGAAGCUGCUCACGACAGAAAAAGGGAAUGAUGUUGUGACGUUCUCAGCACGGCCCGUGCUUGUUCUUUCUAUACCGGCGGCCGUCCCAGCCUGUAUCCGUCUGAACCGCACAAGUUAAGACCCUUAGGUUAUGUUUUGGAAGAAGAAGCAGAUGAAGGAUUGGCAGAUGUCUACCGGCAAUCCAAGUCGGCGUAGUAUAUGUACUGGAGCACGAAGCACGAGUCAUGUAGUGUAUGAAAGAAUGUAAAGUAUAUAGCAUAGAUGGAGCACUUUUUGGCGUAAUAACAUUUUUGUGAAAAGCAGGAUAGGCGGCAUGGUUGAUUAGAUAUCUCAACGUAGGC